CAGGUGCGCAUCCCUCAGCAGGUGCGCUCAUGUCGUCACUGCCUAGUUACGACUGCCAGGAAGAAAAAGAUUUCCUAACUUAGUUACCAUGCCGCUCUGACACGGUGUUGCUCGUUUUAAACGCGAUUUUAGCUGUUUGCAAAACAGUUUUAAGACUAGGCCUAACAUUACUUUAAGCAACGGAAGUUGUGUUUUAGAAGUUAAGGAAGAUACAGGUGGAGGUUCUGGUGGAGAAUGGGUAAAAAACAGGAAACAAAGCCGGACUCCGAAUAUGGAGAACCUGCUGAGUUUGACCCAGCAUUCAAUGGACCAAUUAAGAAAAGGGGGUGCACUGAUAUAUUAUGCUGUAUCCUGUUCAUGGCAGUCAUCCUCGGCUACAUAGUAGUCGGGAUUUUAGCUUGGCUUUUCGGGGAUCCUAGACAUGUUCUUUAUCCAAGAAACUCAACUGGAUGGUUCUGUGGCAUUGGACCAAAUAAAGGCCAACCCAACUUGCUCUACUUUGACAUUCUCAAAUGUGCCACAUCUAUUAACGUUAUGGCAACUGCUCUCAAUGGUUUUCAGUGUCCAACCACACAGGUGUGCGUGGACAGCUGUCCCACUCAGUUCUGGGCUGUGGGAAUACAGGCAUAUUUGCCAAACGUAAAGCCAAAAGACGUUUUCAAUCAAAGCCUCUGUGCGCCAUCCAUAAACCUGAUGAAUACUUGGCUGACUGUUCAAGAAAUUGUGGACAAGGAGCUGUGUCCUUUCUUCUAUAUACCCACGAUCCCUGUGCUGGGGAGAUGUUUGCCCGAUAUCUCAGCGCUGGGGAGCAUCCCUCCACAAUUCUCCAAUAUUCCAGGUUUACCCUCCUCAGUCAAUGACACAGUCGGCAUAAUCAAGAACGGUACUGGGGAUAUUGUGAAUGGCUUCAAUGCCAGAGAGAUUGGCGUCCGCAUCUUUGAGGAUUUUGCGUCGUCAUGGCCAUGGAUCCUCCUUGGUCUGCUAAUAGCCAUGGUGGUCAGUAUGCUGUUCCUGUUGCUGUUGAGAUUCACUGCUCCAGUCAUGGUGUGGGUGCUCAUCAUAGGAGUCCUGGGCGCUGGGGCAUAUGGUAUAUGGCACUGCUACUGGGAGUAUGCCAACUACAAGCAAGCCAAUGCUACCAUCUCUAACAUUGGCUUCACCACUAACUUCGCGGUUUACCUGCAAGUCCAAGAGACCUGGCUGGCGUUCUUGAUUAUCAUAUCUGUGGUGGAGGCGAUCCUUCUCCUGACCCUCAUCUUCCUGCGUACUAGAAUCCUCAUAGCCAUCGCCCUCAUCCAGGAGUCCAGCAAGGCAAUCAGCCACAUGAUGUCCACCCUGCUGUACCCUGUGGUCACCUUUGUUCUCCUGCUGGUGUGUGUUGCUUACUGGGGCGCCACUGCUUUAUAUUUGGCCACUUCAGGAGGCCCGAUCUACAAAGUGGUGGCUCUCAACUCCACUUUGAGUGACUGUAAGAUGAUCAAUGGCACUGUGGACUGUGACCCUCAGAACUUCACCUCGUCCGAUUACCCAGGCUGCCCCUCAGCCAGCUGCAUCUUCAUCAAAUACAACAACGAGGGUCUCUUCCAGAGGAACCUCUUCAACCUGCAGAUCUACAACGUGGUGGCUUUUCUCUGGUGUGUCAACUUCGUCAUCGCCUUGGGGCAGUGUACGCUGGCCGGUGCCUUUUCCUCCUACUACUGGGCCUUCACCAAACCAGCUGACAUCCCCAUGUUUCCCGUGUGUGGUAGCUUUAUACGCUCACUCAGGUACCAUGUGGGCUCCUUGGCAUUUGGUGCUUUGAUCCUGACCCUGGUGCAGAUAGUAAGGAUGAUUCUGGAGUACAUUGACCACAAAACAAAAGCGGCGCAGAAUCCAUGUGCACGUUUCAUAUUGUGCUGCCUGAAGUGCUGCCUCUGGUGUCUGGAGAAGUUCAUCAAGUUCAUCAAUAGGAACGCUUACAUCAUGAUUGCCAUUUAUGGGAAAAACUUUUGCGUCUCAGCCAAAAAUGCUUUCUCCCUGCUCAUGAGAAAUGUUGUGAGGGUCGUGGUGCUUGAUAAAGUGACAGACCUGCUGCUGCUCUUCGGGAAGCUGCUGGUGGUCGCAGGAGUAGGCGUAUUGUCCUUCUUCUUCUUCUCUGGACGAAUAGUGCUACCAGGCAAUACCUUCAACUCGGAAACCCUCAACUACUACUGGAUGCCAAUUAUUACGGUGGUGUUUGGUAGCUACCUCAUAGCUCACGGAUUCUUCAGUGUGUACAACAUGUGUGUCGAUACACUCUUCCUCUGCUUCUUGGAGGACUUGGAGCGGAACGAUGGAUCUUUACAGAAGCCAUACUUUAUGUCCAAAAACCUCAUGAAGAUCCUCAACAAAUCCAACAAAGCACAAAAAAAGGGUAAAGACAAAGACUGAAGAACAUUUUCCCACCGUGGUCAUUAUCCCAAGUUCUUUAUUUAUUUAUUUUACAUUACAUUUUAACACUCCAUUGUUUUCCAAAAAAGUUAACCAAAACUAAUUUGCACUUUUAAAUAAUUGUUUUAUUGUGUUUAUGAGCAUAUGUAGUAUUAAUGACUGUACACAUAAAAAGACUGAGUGUGUCAAUGCAGGUAAUGUUAUGUUAAAUGUUAAGUUGCAAGGUUUGUUAAAACAAUCUUUGAUUUGGCUUUUGAUCUUGAUUUGACUCAAAGUCCCAAAACAUUUUCUUCUAUUAUUUUAAAGAAUAUUGGUUUCUGUUCAGACGACUUAACAUUAACACUGCACACUUGGGACGUUUUAGACUGUGUCCGUUAAUCCAGUUUAGCAGCUUUCAUGCGGGUAAGAUUUAGUUUUGUUCUACUUUUGGCUGAGAAUCUUUUAUAGAGGACUUAUAGGAAGGAUGUGAUUUCUUCAGAUGGAACUAAACAAAUUGUAACAAUUGCAAAAAAAGAUUCUUAAAUCGUGCUAUAUUUUCAAAUAUUUGUAAAAAUAUAAAUACAAUACAAAUACAAAACAUUUUCAUGACCACAUUAUUGCUUAUAUUGAAUAUAAUGUAAAAGUUGUAAAUAUGACUGUACAUGACCCAGCGGUCAACUACUGUGUUUGGCUGCCAGCAACCUACAUUUAAACCCUUUGACUGUUUCUCCUUAUGACAGACAUAUUGGUGGAUAUUUUCUAAUCUUUGGUAUCUUGUUUAUUAGAUUAUCCAUUUCAAAACGAAAACAAGAAAACGCUUGUUCUAAAGCCUACGAAUUGUUUCCCAGGUUGAAUUAAAUAAUGUAAUGAACGGAU
Messenger RNA from Perca fluviatilis (European perch), 3264 nucleotides. It is a transcript of the gene slc44a4, whose product is annotated as solute carrier family 44 member 4. Gene Ontology annotation, molecular function: thiamine pyrophosphate transmembrane transporter activity. Lineage: Eukaryota; Metazoa; Chordata; Actinopteri; Perciformes; Percidae. Gene Ontology annotation, biological process: thiamine pyrophosphate transmembrane transport; choline transport. The transcript has 22 exons. The coding region runs from base 235 to 2409 and encodes 724 amino acids. Gene Ontology annotation, cellular component: plasma membrane. The record is from RefSeq and is a predicted model, not a curated record.